Messenger RNA from Pieris macdunnoughi, 297 nucleotides. The record is from the annotation of a GenBank genome assembly. Lineage: Eukaryota; Metazoa; Arthropoda; Insecta; Lepidoptera; Pieridae.
AUGGAUCAGGCUCUGGCUCUAUUUCUGGCGGACACACAGGAGGAACUAGCUCUGGCUAUGGAUCAGGCUCUGGCUCUAUUUCUGGCGGACACACAGGAGGAACUAGCUCUGGCUCUGGCUUCGGAUCAGGCUCUGGCUCUAGCUCAGGUGGAAACACAGGAGGAACUAGCUCUGGCUCUGGCUAUAGAUCUGGCUCUGGCUCUAGUUCUGGAUCUAGCACUGGGUCUGGCGUUGGUGUUACAGGUGCGAACAAAAGACCUUACGUUUUCAAAUGGAGUUCAGCCAGGACUGCUAUAA